Molecule: messenger RNA, 10235 nt
Organism: Nycticebus coucang (slow loris)
Lineage: Eukaryota; Metazoa; Chordata; Mammalia; Primates; Lorisidae
Gene: WDFY4
Product: WDFY family member 4
Exons: 63
Coding region: 270-9860 (3196 amino acids)
Molecular function (GO): protein binding
Source: RefSeq, a predicted model, not a curated record
CAUCUGAUGUAUACAGCCCCUGACUGCCACCCUGCCAGCCUCCAACAGCUGAUCAAGCCCUUUCUCACAAUUCUGCCAAGGACAGUGACCCUGCCACAUCUGGGCAAGGCUGACACUGGCCCAUGCCAAAUAUCUAGAGGAUGGAGAGAGGGUGCCACCUGUGAGACUCCUCCCUCCAAGGCACUGAAGAGUGCAGGGCAGUGGGGGCCACUUCAGACUGGCCACCAAGAGAGCUGGGUCUGCGGGUCAAGGAGCAGCUUGGCCAAGGUAUGGAGGCAGAAGAUCUCUCAAAGGCUGAAGACAGAUCUGAAGAUCCAGGUUCCAAAAAUGGAGACCAGCCCUCUGUGGCGCAGUCGAAUUUCCUGGUUGGAGGGCAGAGCUCUGGCCCUACAGCCCUCUGGGACACGUUGGAAAGGCAAUUUCUGGAAUAUGAGCAGUUGAGUGACAGGAGCCCGGAUGAACGUCAGAAGAGCUUGCUAAAUCUUCUCCCCCUGUUCCUAAAGGCCUGGGAACAGUCUGUGGGCAUCAUUUGCUUUCCCAGUCUCCAAAGGCUGGCAGAAGAUGUUUCCCACCAGCUUGCCCAAGAGCUGCAGAAAGCCAUUGCUGGGAAGACUGCAGAGAAAGCACGAGUGGCAGCCGGACAGCUGCUGCGGUGGAAGGGAGACAUGGAUCAGGAUGGCUACCUGCUCCUGAAGUCGGCGUAUGUGCUCACAGGGACUGACUCAGAGACACUGGGCAAGAUUGCAGAGUCUGGGCUUCCAGCCCUGCUCCUCCGGUGCCUUUACCUCUUCUUUGCAUUUCCUCUGGAAAAGGAUGAGCUUUUUGAAAGUGACGUUCAAGUUCAGAGGAUGUUUGUGCAGAUGUUUCUCAACAUUUGCAAUGAACCUCAGGGUGUGGAGGGACUUCUUCUCCCAGAAGGUGAUCUCAAGUCACUACUGGUUGCCACAACCUGUCUUUGGGAGCAUAGCUGCUGCUUCUGGAAAGAGCCCACCUUCUGUGUGCUGAGGACAAUCUCCAAGGCCCAGAACCUUGACAUUAUCCGUUACCUGCAGGCCAUGGACUGUAUCAAGCUUUCCCUCCACAACCUGUCCAGGCUGGCAGACACCCUCCCCACUCCGGAGGUCACCGAGGCUGUGAACCUCAUCCUGGGCUUUGUGAAGGACUCCUACCCUGUCUCCUCCAUGCUGUUUCUGGAGUUUGAGAAUGCAGAUGGCUACCCCCUGCUGCUCAAGGUGUUACUCAGGUACGAUGAGCUGACCCAGAGUGAAGUGGACCCUCACCUGGAGGAGCUCCUUGGGCUGGUGGCGUGGUUGACAACCUGUGGGAAGUCAGAGCUGAAGGUGUUUGACAGCGUCACUUACCCGCAGCUUGAAGACUUCAAGUUCCAUCACGAGGUUUCUGGGGUGACUGUGAAGAAUCUUCAGGCCUUCCAGGUCCUGCAGAAUGUUUUCCACAAAGCCAGCAACACUGUCCUCUGCACACAAGUCUUGUUGGCCAUCAAGACCAUGUGGAUCUGGAACCCUCGGAACUUCUUCCUGCUGGAGUGGACCCUGCAACCCAUCUCUCAGUUUGUGGAGAUCGUGCCUCUGAAGCCGGCCACCGUGCAGGCAGGCUUCUUCCAGCUGCUGGAGGCGCUGGUGUUUGAGCUGCGCUACGUGCCCCAUGAGAUCCUGAGGAAGGUGCAGCAGCUGAUCAAGGAGAGCUCUGAGCUGUCCUGCACCCUUGUGGCCAUGCAGAGCAUCCUCAGUAUUGCUGGUGGGGACCAGCUCUUCACGGACAUCUUCCGGGACUCAGGGCUCCUGGGCCUGCUGCUGGCGAAGCUGCGGAAACAGGCCAAGAUCAUAAGGAAGUCAGGAAACAAAGAGUCCACUUCUGGUGUUCAGGAUCUAGAAGGAGAACUCAACCGUGUGAUGCUGAGAACUGUGCUCACGCUUCUGAAAGGGUCAGUUCGGAAUGCAGUUGUCCUGAAAGACCAUGGAAUGGUGCCCUUCAUCAAGAUCUUCCUGGACCACGAGUACUACCGGGACGCCUCACUAGGCAUCUUGGAGCAGCUGUCAGUCAUCAAUGCCGAGGAGUACAUGAGCAUCAUUGUGGGCGCUCUGUGCUCAUCCACUCAAGGGGAGCUUCAGCUAAAACUGGAUCUUCUGAAGUCUCUGCUCCGGAUCCUGGAGACCCCCAAGGGCCGUGCUGCUUUCAGAGUCUCCAGCGGGUUCACUGGGCUGCUGUCCCUGCUCGCCGACCUAGAGGGCUCUCUCCAUGAGCCUCCGCUGCAGGCAUGGGGGGCUGUGUCCCCCAGCCAGACCCUGGAGCUGCUGCUACACACUCUGGGGGCUGUGUCUGCUGCACUGCAGCUGGACCCCGUCAACAGUGACUUCUUCAGGAGGAAUGGACUCUUUGAGAAGCUGGCUGAGGACCUGUGCCUGUUGGGCUGCUUUGGGGCCCCUGAGGAAGAGGAAGCCCCUCUAUGGGCCGGGGCUGACACCAAAACCAGGCCAUUUGCUGAUUUGCUGAGUGCGGCCUUUUCCCCCAGCACCACGUUCCCGCCCAGGAUGCGGAGCUGUCUCCAGAUCCUUGGCUUUCUGGACAGCAUGGCCAGCGGCACCCUCCACCUGCACAGGGACCUGAAGGAGUCCCUGCAGGCCAGGCAGGAGGCAGGUGUGGAUUCCCAGAAGGGAGAAGCCAGCAGUGAUGCCCAAGGCAACAUCAAACAGUGGCCAGCCCUGGAGGAAAGGUCGGAGGAAGGUGAUGCUGUGAUGGCACAUCCUGGCAUGGUGUGCAUCAUGGUGAGGCUGCUGCCUCGGUUGCACCAUAAAGAUCACCCACAGCUUUCCCAGGAGAUCCAGUGCUCCCUGGCCAGUCACAUCCAGUUCCUGGUGAAAUCGGAGAAGAACCGCCAGGUGGCGUGCGAGGCAGGCUUGCUCAGGACCCUCAUGGCCUCCUGCCAUCGGGCCCUGGCCAACCGCAGCAACCCCCUGCACUCACGCCUCAUCAGGAUCUUUGAGAAGCUGGGCUCCCAGGCCAUUGAGCCGGAUGUGUUAAGGCAGUUUCUAGGUCUUGGAAUUCCCCUACCUCUGUCGGCUGCAACUAAGACCCUCAAUUCAUCUGAAGCACAUGGAGGCAUCCCUGGGUGCCCAGGGCCACAGACUGCAGCACCAGACACAGCUGAGGGACCUCAGAGAGCUGCCUUGGAAGCUGGCCCAUGCUCAGGAGCCAGGCAGGCCCUGCCUCCCUCAGGGGAGUCCCAGGAUUCGACCACUGCCCUUCAGACAGUGCUGAGCCUCAUCUCCAUGACCUCCCCACGCAACCUGCAGCCUCAGAGGACCGCCCUGGCCCCAUCCUUUGUGGAGUUUGACAUGUCUGUGGAAGGCUAUGGAUGCUUAUUUAUUCCAACCGUGUCUACGGUUAUGGGAACCAGCACCGAGUACUCCGUCUCCGGAGGGAUUGGGACAGGCACUGCCAGGCCAUUUCCUCCAUCUGGGGGCCUCACCUUCUCCUGCUGGUUCCUGAUCAGCAGGCACGGAACUGUCACUGAGGGCCACCCCCUGCGCUUCCUAACCCUGGUGCGCCACCUGGCCAGGACCGAGCUGCCCUUUGUCUGCUUCUCUGUCAGCCUCUGCCCCGAUGACCUCUCCUUGGUUGUAUCCACAGAAGAGAAGGCGUUUCAGCCCCUGGAUAUCAUGGAACCCGAGGAUGACUCUGAGCCAUCAGCAGGGCGCCAGCUGCAGGUCAGGUGUGGCCAGCUCCUGGCUAGUGGGCAAUGGCAUCACUUGGCUGUGGUUGUCACCAAGGAAAUGAAGAGGAAUUGUACCAUUUCCACCUAUCUGGAUGGACAGGUUAUCGGCUCAGCCAAGAUGUUGUAUAUUCAGGCCUUACCAGGACCUUUCCUUUCAAUGGAUCCAUCUUCAUUUGUGGAUGUUUAUGGAUAUAUUGCUACCCCACAAGUUUGGAAACAAAAGUCAUCCUUAAUCUGGCGUCUUGGCUCUGCAUACCUCUUUGAAGAAGCCAUUUCAAUGGAAACUCUGGAAAUUAUUAACAAACUUGGCCCGAGAUACUGUGGUAACUUCCAAGCUGUGCAUGCCCAAGGAGAGGACCCAGACAGUGAAGCCAUACCCCUGGUUGAAGAGGAAAGGGUUUCUUUUGGACUCCACAUAGCCAGCUCUUCUGUCACCAAUGUAGCAGACAUCAGAAAUGCUUACAAUGAGGUGGAUAGUCGCCUGAUUGCCAAAGAGAUGAAUGUUUCAUCCCGUGACAAUGCCACACCUGUGUUCUUGCUGAGAAAUUGUGCCAGCCAUCUGUCAGGUUCUCUGCGAACCAUUGGAGCCGUUGCUGUGGGUCAAUUAGGGGUGAGGGUGUUCCACUCCAGCCCUGCUGCCAGCAGCCUGGACUUCAUCGGUGGGCCUGCCAUCCUCCUGGGCCUCAUCUCCUUAGCGACGGACGACCACACCAUGUAUGCGGCUAUGAAGGUCCUGCACUUGGUCCUGACUAGUAAUGCCAGAUGUGACAGCCUGAUGCAGCACAUCGGCGGGUACCAGAUACUGGCACUUCUCCUGAAGAAAAAGGUCUCGCUCCUAAACCAUCGAAUUUUUCAGCUGAUCCUUUCAGUUGCUGGCACUGCAGAGCUGGGCUUUGGGUCAUCUGUUAUCACCAAUGUUGGUGUCUUCCAGAACAUCCUCUGCAAUUUCGAGCUCUGGAUGAAUACAGCAGACAACCUGGAGCUUACUCUCUUUUCCCAUCUUAUGGAAAUUCUUCAAUCACCAAGGGAAGGACCUAGAAAUGCUGAAGUUGCUCACAAGGCAGGGCUGAUACCUAAGCUCGUCUUCCUCUUCAAUGAGCCAAACCUCACCCCUGCCAAGAUCUCCACCAUCAUCGCCAUCUUGGGUUGUCAGUUGAGAGGCCACUUCAGUGUCCAGGACUUACUCAGGAUCGGGCUGUCUAUUGUGUACACCCUCAAGCCUUCGUCAAUGAGUGAGAGGCAGAUCUGUGUGGAUGGAGCCCUGGACCCUUCUGUGCCUGCUCGAAGCCAAACAUCUGGAAAGACAAUCUGGCUCAGGAACCAGUUGCUGGAGAUGCUGCUUGGUGUAAUAUCUUCCCCCCAACUUCAUCUAUCCUCUGAGUUGAAGGAAUCACUGUUUCUGAGCCUGGGCCCCGACUGGUUCCUGCUGCUCCUACAAGGCCACCUGCAUCCAAGUACCACCGUGCUGGCCUUAAAGCUGCUGCUGCACUUUCUGGCAAACCCCUCCCUCCGUGGGCGAUUUAAAGAUGGCCUGUGUGCAGGAUCCUGGGUGGAACACAGUGCCAAGGGAGUGGACAUCGUGAUGGACAACCUGAAGAGCCACCCUCCACUGCCUGAGCAGAGCUCCUGCCUGCUUCCUGGGUUCCGGGUCUUGAACGACUUUCUGGCCCACCAUAUUCACAUCCCAGAAGUCUACCUCAUCGUGGCCGCCUUCCUCCUGCAGACGCCGCUUACAGAGCUGAUGGAUGGCCCCGAAGACAGCCUUGAGGCCAUGCUUCAGUGGCUCCUGCAGAAGCACCAUCAGGAAGAAGUCCUCCGGGCUGGGCUGUGCAUGGAAGGUGCCCUACUACUCCUGGAAAUGUUGAAAGCCACCAUGAACCAGCCCUCUGCAGGAGCUGAAGACAGCCCCUGCGAGCAGACGUUCCCUGCCAGUGUGCUACAGUUCCUUGGCCUCGUGCACCGCACUUACCCCCAGGACCCCUCAUGGAGAGCUCCCGAGUUCCUCCAGACCCUGGCCACAGCCACCUUCCCCCUGGGAAGCCAGAAGGGGACCAUGGCUGAGUCUGCUUGGAACGCCAGCAGUCCUGAGACUGAGGCUGAAAGUGACAGCACGGUGAAGGCUCUCCAGGCUCCUGUCAAGUCACAUCUCGUCCGGAAGCAGCUGAGGGAGUUCCUGCAGCUUCUUCUGAGGGAGCUCCUACUAGGGGCCCCCAGCCCCAAGCAGUGGCUGCCCCUGGAGGUGCUCCUGGAGGCUUUUCCAGACAACGCCACCAGCCAACAGAAGCGAGACUUCCAGUCUGCAGUCCUGCUCUCCUCCAUGGAAACGUUCCACAUGAUGAGUGGUGGCAACGUGCUGAUACUCAGAGGCAGUAAAGAGCCUCACACAAAUGCAGAAACUGCUGCUGCUGCCUUACUCGGAAACGUCUCCUACUUCACCCAGAAGCUGGUGGAGAAGCUGAACAGCGGGAUGUUCUCAGCAGACCCCAGACACAUCCUGCUGUUCAUUCUGGAGCACAUCAUGGUGGUCAUCGAGACUGCCUCUUCUCAAAGGGAAACUGUUCUCAGCACUUUAUACAGCAGUUUAAAUAAAGUCGUUCUUUACUGCCUCUCCAAGCCCCAGCAGUCCCUCUCCGAAUGCCUCAGCCUUCUCAGCAUCCUGAGCUUUCUACAGGAACACUGGGAUGUUAUCUUUGCCACCUACAAUUCCAACGUCAGCUUCCUUCUGUGUCUCAUGCACUGCCUUUUGAUGCUCAAUGCAAGAAGUUAUCCAGAGGGAUUCGGAUUGGAACCCAAGCCUAGAAUGUCUCCUUAUCAUCAAGUCUUCCUUUCUGCAAAUGAAGAAGGCAAAGAAAAAAGAGGAGAAGACUUUUCAACUUUGAGUGAUGUCCAGCACAACAUCCAGACAACAGUACAGACUCUCUGGCAGAAGCUUGUGGCACAGAGGCGGCAAGUCCUGGAAGAUACCUUCAAGAUAGAUCUCUCUGUGAAACCUGGAGAGAGUGAAGUGAAGAUUGAAGAGGUCACCCCACUCUGGGAAGAGACAAUGCUCAAGGCCUGGCAGCAUUACUUAGCAUCCGAGAAGAAGUCACUGGCCAGUCGCUCGAAUGCCACCCACCAUAGCAAAGUCACUUCAUGGAGUGAAAGCCUGUCCUCAGCCAUGAGGUUGAUGCCUGGACGGCAGGCCAAGGACCCUGAGUGCAAGACAGAGGAUUUUGUGUCAUGUAUAGAGAAUUACAGAAGAAAAGGACAGGAGCUAUAUGCAUCUUUAUACAAAGACCAUGUACAGAGGCGGAAAUGUGGUCACAUCAAGGCAGCCAAUGCCUGGGCCCAGAUCCAGGAGCAGCUUUUUGGGGAGCUGGGAUUGUGGGGUCAGAGGGAAGAAGCUACCCCUAGCUCCCGGUGGGAACUCGACCGGAGAGAAGGACCUGCUGGUAUGAAGAAACGCAUCAAACGCCUGUCUCUGCUGGACGCCCAGAACUCAUGGAGGCACAAGGAGGGCCAAGACAAAAAUAAGGAUCUUUUUCAAGCAAAUGCUGAAAACCCAGUUAAGUUGGCACCAGAGGAGGUGGAGAGUGAGCCAGACGAGGUGGCUGUGGACUGCACUCAGCUGACCUUUUUCCCUGCCUUGCAUGAAAGUCUGCACUCAGAGGAUUUCUUGGAGCUGUGUCAGGAAAGACAAGUUAUUUUACAAGAGCUUCUUGAUCAAGAAAAGGUGACUCAGAAGUUCUCCUUGGUGAUUGUGCAGGGCCACUUGGUCUCCGAAGGUGUCCUGCUCUUUGGCCACCAACACUUCUACCUCUGUGAGAACUUCACACUGUCUGCCAUGGGCGAUGUCUACUGCACCCGCCACUGCUUAUCCAACAUCAGUGAUCCAUUCAUUUUCAACAUGUGCAGCAAAGACAGGUCCUCUGACCAUUACUCGUGCCAGCGCCACAGCUAUAGCGACGUGAGGGAGCUCCGGCAGGCCCGCUUCCUCCUGCAGGACAUUGCCCUGGAGAUCUUCUUCCAAAAUGGACAUUCCAAAUUUCUGGUUUUUUACAACAGUGAUCGGAAUGAGGCCUGCAAAAGCUUCUGCUCUUUCCAACCCAGCCUGAAGGGGAAAGGCAUCGCAGAGGACCCCCUCAAUCUAAGGAGAUACCCCAGCUCUGAAAGGACCAUGCUGCAGAAGUGGCAGAAAAGAGAGAUCAGCAAUUUUGAGUAUCUCAUGUACCUCAACACCGUGGCGGGGAGGACCUACAAUGACUGCACACAGUACCCCGUGUUCCCCUGGGUCCUUGCGGACUACACCUCAGAGACAUUGAACUUGACGAAUCCCAAGACUUUCCGGGAUCUUUCAAAGCCCAUGGGGGCUCAGACCAAGGAAAGGAAGCUGAAAUUUAUCCAGAGGUACAAAGAAGUUGAGAAAACUGAAGGAGACAUGACUGUCCAGUGCCACUAUUAUACACACUACUCCUCGGCCAUCAUUGUCGCCUCCUACCUGGUCCGGAUGCCCCCCUUCACCCAGGCUUUCUGUGCUCUGCAGGGUGGGAGCUUCGACGUAGCAGACAGAAUGUUCCACAGUGUGAAGAGCACAUGGGAGUCGGCCUCCAGAGAGAACAUGAGUGAUGUCAGGGAGCUGACACCGGAGUUCUUCUACCUGCCUGAGUUCUUAACCAACUGCAACGCUGUGGAGUUUGGUUGCAUGCAGGAUGGGACAGCGCUAGGGGAUGUGCAGCUUCCUCCCUGGGCUGAUAGGGACCCUCGGAAAUUCAUCAGCCUUCACAGACAGGCUCUGGAAAGUGACUUUGUCAGUGCCAACCUCCACCAUUGGAUAGACCUCAUUUUUGGGUACAAGCAGCAAGGCCCGGCCGCAGUGGAGGCCGUGAACACUUUCCACCCCUACUUCUAUGGCGACAAGGUGGAUCUGCACAAAAUCACUGACCCCCUGAUCAAGAGCACCAUCCUGGGGUUUGUCAGCAACUUCGGGCAGGUGCCCAAGCAGCUCUUUACCAAACCCCACCCGGCCAGGACUGCAGCAGGGAAGCCUUCCCCUGGAAAGGACACCUCCACGCCCUCCAGCCUGCCUGGCCACCCACAGCCUUUUGUCUACAGCCUGCAGUCGCUGAGACCCUCCCAGGUCAUAGUCAAAGAUAUGUACCUUUUCUCUCUAGGCUCAGAGUCCCCGAAAGGAGCCAUCGGCCACAUUGUCUGUAACGAGAAGACCAUCCUGGCCAUGGAGAAGAGCAAGGUGCUCCUGGCGGUGGAGAAGAACAAGAUACUGCUGCCUCCUCACUGGAACAAAACCUUCAGCUGGGGCUUCGAUGACUUCAGCUGCUGCCUGGGGACCUAUGGCUCUGACAAGAUCCUGAUGACGUUCGAGGACCCGGCUGCCUGGGGCCGUUGUCUAUGUGCUGUGUGCCUGUCCCCCACAAUGAUUGUCACUUCUGGUGACAGCACCGUGGUAUGUGUGUGGGAGCUGAGCACAACCAAAGGCUGCCCAAGAAGUUUGCGCCUCAGGCAGGCCUUGUAUGGACACACACAGCCUGUCACGUGCCUGGCAGCAUCAGUCACCUACAGCCUCCUGGUGAGCGGCUCCCAGGACACCACCUGCAUCCUGUGGGACCUGGACUACCUCACCUACGUGACCCGCUUGCCUGCCCACAGGGAGGGCAUCUCAGCCAUUGCCAUCAGUGACAUCUCGGGCACCAUUGUCUCCUGUGCGGGAGCCCACUUGUCCCUUUGGAAUGUCAAUGGACAGCCCCUGGCUAGCAUCACCACAGCCUGGGGCCCAGAAGGAGCCAUAACCUGCUGCUGUGUAAUGGAGGUCCCAGCCUGGGACAAUAGCCAUGUUGUCAUUACUGGGAGUCAAGAUGGCAUGGUCCGGAUCUGGAAGACUGAGGACGUGAAGAUGUCUGUUCCUGGGUGCCCAGCAGCAGAGGAGCCUUUGGCUCAGCCUUCAAGCCCAAGAGGUCACAAGUGGGAGAAGAACCUUGCCCUGAGUCGAGAGCUGGAUGUCAGCAUUGCUUUGACAGGCAAGCCCAGCAAGACCAGACCUGCAGUGACAGCUCUGGCGGUGUCCAGAAACCAGACCAAACUCCUGGUUGGCGAUGAGAAGGGGAGGAUAUUCUGCUGGUCUGCAGAUGGGUAGAGAGCAAGAGGCUGUGGGGUCUCUGGCAUGGCAGCCCAGGUGCCAGAGAUGAUGCAGGGCCUGGACUCUGUCCCAGAAGGAAACCCCCAAGGCCUCGCAACCGCAGCUGUAAAGGAGGGGGCCUCUGGCCCUCAGAGCUCCACACCUUAUCCCUUUCAUGGCCUUGGGACUUCUACAGACAAAAUGUGAGCACACACCUGGGGUCUGCAUACAGAGCUCUGGAGGCUGUGACUUGCUGAUGCCAAGCCGCAGGUGAAAUUACACAGGACUUGCCUUGACUAGGGCUAUCCCACUGAAAAAAAUGGGGUAGCUUACCAGAGACUAAUAGAAAUUAUUGUAUUGUCUUUAUUUUAUUAAAGCAACUAUUUUCCAAAA